UCUAAUCUGUGCUCAUGGUCUGCCGGUAGUGACAGGACUUCCUCAGACUUUUUUUCCCCCCUGGUUGGAUUAUAUGUGUUUUUAGAGUAUCUGAAUGGCUCAGUGUGAGGCGCAAAAGAUUCCCAACCCUGGGAAAGUGUGUCCUGGAAAAGAGUGAGGAGCGGAGGAGGGAAGCCAGCUGUACUUUUUCUCCUCAUCUUUCCCCGGAGUGCCGGCGUUUUUUUCUGUGGGAGAAUGGGGGCAGGAGCUAUGACCAUCUGUCACAACAAGGCUGCGGUGCAGGUUAAAGAGGACAUGAAGAAGAUGGUCCAGAUGCCCAUCCCGAGACCCAGGAUAGUCGCACCCAAGCACACCAAGGUGUUUGGAGCGUCUCUGUUUGAGCUGCGAAACCAGGGGCUGCUGGAGGAUGGAGUGCCUCUGGUGGUGCGGAGGAUGGUGGAGCAUCUCCGCAAGCAUGCACUGCAUCAGGAAGGUCUGUUCAGGGUAAAUGGAAACGUCCGUGCUGUGGAGACCCUGAAGCAGCAUUUGGAGGGUGGUGGUGAUGUGAACCUGCUCUCUGAAUCUGAUUCGUGUACUGUUGCCAGCUUGCUCAAACAGUACCUGAGAGAUCUCCCCGGGGGUCUGGUAGUCGUGACAGUCCAGCAGGCACUAAUACAGCACUAUCAAGAGCGUGGUGGUGAUGAUGACACCUGGGCAGAUGUGAGACAACUUCUCCUGCAGCUUCCAGAUGUCCACUACAGUCUCCUGCACUACCUCUGCCACUUCCUCACCCUUGUGGAGAGCAGCCACAAGGACAACCGCAUGACUGCCCUCAACCUCGCCACUGUGUUUGGACCCAGCGUGUUCCACGUGGCUCCUGGAUUUGAAGCACUUAAGGACCAGAACAUCUGUAACAAGAUCAUGGCCAAACUUAUCCAGAACUACAACAAUAUUUUUGAGACCAACACAGACAGAGAAGACUACGCAAAAGAAGAGGCAUCGCCUAUCAUUGCCGAGGAGACUCAAGUGGCAGAUGCAGACACAAAGAAUUCAUCCAGCCAUCUCGAUGCAAAGACAACAACCCCACUUACGAGGAUGAAAGUAAAGCCUAUUGGCCACCUAAACCAAACAGGAAAUGCAGAACUACCGAAGAAAUCCUGCACCAACGCUCCAAAUGCAAAAACAAGAAAAAAGAAGGUGAGGAAAGGGAAAAGUGACGGCAUGACUCAACUGGUCCCCCAACCCAGCCUCUCUUCCAGGGCGCCCUACCACGCAAGACCUUUCUCCAUACCGAUAGUUUUGCCCCUGACCUCAGAGCUAAGGACCCCCAGCGCAGAAGCAAUGGAAACUACACCCACGUCUCACCAAGCCACCUCGGACACUGCCUCCCAUGUCGACCCUCAAGACGUCAGCCUCUCUGAAAGCAUGAAGGGCCUCAGCAGCUCCCAAGAUGAAGACAGACCAGUAUCUCCUUUCUACAUGAGUAACCACCUCUCCCCCGUCCACUGCAGACCUGAUGUGGUAAAUUUUCUGGACAGGACCAUACGCUCAGCAGUGGAGCAGCACCUCUUUGAUGUGAACCCCUUAGAGGAUCAACAUUCAGACACCCACGAAUCGACCCCGUGCCCUUCAAGGGUGACACUAACAGCGAGACAGAGACGUAGGCACCAAAGAGAGCAGCAGCAUCAGGAGGAGGGCCAGAAGCACAGGGAAAAAAACAGAGCGCCUUCCGUCACAGGAGACACCAACAAGGAGAACGUCCCGUCGAGCAGCGGUAGCAGUUCAGGCAGCGUGGGGGAAGACAUGAGCAGCCGUGUGGACUCACAGGAAGGCCAGAGAAGUCACGCUGAGCGAACCCCCAAACCCAGGAAGCCAAAAAAGAGCCCAACUCUCAUGCAGCUAAGCGAGAACACGGCUGCCCACGCAACGUUGAAGACGAUGAAGAUCCAGGAGUCGCCGGUCACUUGUGACGCGGGUAGGGUUGGCGGAGAGGUGCGCGGCCCGGACUCAGACUGCGAGAAGACAAGCUGUGAGGACGUGCCCCGGUUGGACCUGACAGCACUGACUGAGGACAACAACUGGGGAGAUUCUCCGUUUUGUAACUCCCCUUUCCUUGAUUUCAAAAGCAUUUUCCAUCCAAGUUGUUGCGAUGAACCAACCCCGGCGUACUCGCUGCAGAGGGAGAGCAUGGACCGUGAGGAGGCCAGGCUGUCCCCUCACUGUGGGGGGCGUCUGAUCCGCCAGCUCCUGGAGGAGUCCAGCGACCCGAUGGUCUCCCCUCGGUUUUACGCCUACGGACACUCCCAGCAGUACCUGGAUGACACGGAAGUGCCUCCAUCGCCACCUAACGCUCACUCGUUCAUCAGUCGCAGGCGGAGUUCAUCGCUUGGCUCCUGUGAUGAUGAAAGAGAGGAGCUGACCUCCGCCCAGCUCACAAAGAGGAUUCAUGUACUGAAGAAAAAGAUCCACAGGUUUGAGGAGAAGUAUGAAGAGGAGCGAAAAUACAGGCCCUCCCACAGUGACAAAGCUGCAAACCCAGAAGUGCUGCGGUGGAUGAAUGAACUGGCUAGGCUUCGCAAAGAUCUAAAAGGUAACACACACACACAUGCGCACACACAUUCUGACAGCAAAUUUGAUCUAGUUUUAGUCAUGAUUCAGGCAUCUAACUUGCUUCUGAUUGGAUCACUUCCAAACUUGUCCCGCCUUUCUACACAACUUACUGAAAAGCUCUGGUUCCCGUCUUCUUCACCAGAACACAAGCUGAUGAAGUCUGAGGAGGACCUGACGCCUCAGCCCCGCCAGCGCAGCAACACGCUGCCCAAAAGCUUCGGCUCGCAGCUGGAGAAGAAACCUCAGCAGGAGAAGGUGUCGAAGCCGCCGGUGGAAAGCACCCUGGAAGGAAUUCAGAAGAAGCUGCAGGAGAAGAGGGACGAGGUGAACCGCCCCGAGGACAUCAAGGAUAUGACACGGGAGCAGAUCGCCGCAGAGAAAGUCGCCCUGCAGAAAGCUCUUCUCUACUACGAGAGUAUCCACGGCCGACCGAUGACCAAGAGCGAGAGGCAAAUCAUGAAGCCGCUGUACGACAGAUAUCGCCUGGUGAAGCAGAUCUUGUGUAGAGCCUCCACCAUUCCCGUCAUAGGCUCUCCCUCCAGCAAGCGCAGAGGUCCCCUCCUACAGCCCAUUAUCGAGGGUGAAACCGCACUCUUCUUCGAUGAUAUCAAGGAGGAAGAGGACGGCUCGGAGGACGACGGAGACUCCAAGACCCAGUUCACCGUGACCGUGCGACCCGACAUCGGCGUGUUCAGCUUCCUGGAGCACGCAGACGAGGAAGUGGAUGGUUUCAUUUCACCCGUGGACGAACUUUCCCCGUCCAAGAACACGAUGGACACGAGGCUGUCCAACCUGCACUCAGCUACUAUGCAGGAACUUGUAGAGCAGCUCCAAGAGACGAGAGAGGAGAAGAAGAGGAUUCGCAAGAACUUGAAAGAGUUUGAGGACCAGUUUUUUAGACAAAAUGGAAGGAACGUGCAGAAGGAGGACCGCUCCCCACUGGCUGUGGAGUACAACGAAUACAAGCACGUCAAAGCCAAACUGCGGCUGCUCGAAGUGCUCAUCAGCAAAAGAGACUCAACUAAAUUCAUCUGAAUAAAACAAAGACUCAAUAAGAGGACUGGUGCUGUGUCUCCAGUGUCACAGUCAACACAUCUCACCUUGCUAGAAACAAUCAUGUUUUCCUCGCUGUUGGAUGCUGUUGACGCGCUCCGUCGAGCUCGGCAGGGUUUCCCUCCAUCAAACCUGCUGCGUCUGGAAAAACGUUGUUGUCGCCGGGCCUCACCUCGAGGAGGGGACGUCACUCCAGACGAAGCAACAUACGCACAAACUAAACUGAAUCACACUUGUAUUGCUGAUAAUUUAUUUUGAAUGUUUGUCUCAUGCACAGCUGUAGAAGUCUUAAAAAAACCAAAAAAACCAAAACACUUGAUAAUUUGGUCAUUAGCUAUAAAGUUGUCGCUGCUUUUUAAGGAUCGUGUGUAUUUUUCUAAAGGAGAUGUUACUCGAUCAUGCUGACAGUACCGAAGUUUCACUUGUGACCACAGCAUUAAAUCCUCUUCCAUUGCUUCUGUAGAAGUUUUAUCGUUUGAAAGAAGUGGUUUCCUCUUUCACUGCAGCCCAAAGACAGCAGCUCAGAGCGCACACAGUGAGCCAAAAUCUUUCAUCUCCUUCUGGAAAUCACCCAGUUUCAAGAUGACCACUGACACUUGCUGCGUUUUUGUACGCCUUAACCUGCUUUCCCCUCAUUUACUUGAUGUUAAAUAAGCUAUCGUCCCCUUUAAAUCACUGCUGUGUUUGCUCACACCGAUUAACACUGACAAGGCCAGUUCUGAGGCGAGCGCGGGCGUGGUCGACGAAGCCUCGUCCUCUGGUCCUCGAUGUAGUUUGUUUGUUUGUAAAUAUGGAUCAUCGUAUAUGUUUACAUUUCUGUGAGCGAGUACUUUAUCCCUUUUUUUUCUCUCCAAUUUUCUGGAUGGUAAUCAGUGUGAAUUUUGUUUUCACUGAAUGUAAACACUGGCCGGGCUUAAUGAACUGAGUGUGUACAUUUUAGUACAUAAAUUGUAUUUUGUAUAUAAUGUGAAUGAAAUCAUAUUUUUACUGAA
Pelmatolapia mariae (spotted tilapia) is the source of this 4634-nucleotide messenger RNA. RefSeq names its product family with sequence similarity 13 member A (gene fam13a). The transcript has 23 exons. The record is from RefSeq and is a predicted model, not a curated record. Bases 235 to 3624 code for a protein of 1129 amino acids. NCBI's taxonomy places the organism in Eukaryota, Metazoa, Chordata, Actinopteri, Cichliformes, Cichlidae. Gene Ontology annotation, biological process: signal transduction.